This is a messenger RNA of Thunnus maccoyii (southern bluefin tuna), 2765 nucleotides long. RefSeq names its product solute carrier family 23 member 1 (gene slc23a1). Gene Ontology annotation, biological process: transmembrane transport. The transcript is spliced from 15 exons. The coding region runs from base 604 to 2529 and encodes 641 amino acids. Gene Ontology annotation, cellular component: membrane. Gene Ontology annotation, molecular function: transmembrane transporter activity. NCBI's taxonomy places the organism in Eukaryota, Metazoa, Chordata, Actinopteri, Scombriformes, Scombridae. The record is from RefSeq and is a predicted model, not a curated record.
UUAUUAUUAUUAUUAUUAUUAAUAUUAUUAUUAUUAAUGUAAUUAUUGUAAUAUUCUGUACAAACUGCAGAUGAUAAAUGCAAUAAAAAUGUUGCAUGUGUGAAACCAGUUUGCUUGUUUUAUUGAUAAUCAGUCGACUAGAACUCUUGAUUUCCUUCAUUUACCGACUUAAGUGUGAAAGUUGAGUUGUGACAUCACGACGAUGUGAAGAUGAGACGAUGAAGUCGAGGAUUUAUUUCCUGUGAGGUUUCAGUAGAAACUGCUCGCAGCUGUUUGAAGUGAGUUUCUUCAUGAAGCUUUUGAUGAGCUGCACGUGUUCAGCAGAUUGUUGGAGGAACACAGAUAAGUUUUUAUCUCUUUCCUGUUACUGUUUUACACGUUAUAAUCAAUAAUCAGUGAUAAUUUCUCUCUGCUACAUCAGCUUACACACCUGAACAGGUGAGAAGUCCCUCCGUGUGUGUGUGUGUGUGUGAGUGUGUAAUGGUUAAUGAACUUGUUAAUCUCUGUGGACUUUCACCUGAAGCACUUUAACACACUCAAACACACACUCUCUCUCUUCAGUUGCUGCUCAGUCAUUCAGGACAUCAGACAGCCGGAGCUGAAAUGGAAGACAACUGUGAGAGUCAUGAUUACCUGGGAGAUCAGCAGAGCCAGAAGGUGGUCAGGAUUAAUGGACCAAUGGGAGAAGACAAAAAGACUGAACAGCCAAAAGCACCGCCGAAGGCGGGGUCAGACAUGAUUUACACCAUAGAGGACGUCCCACCAUGGUACCUGUGUAUCCUACUGGGACUACAGCACUACCUGACAUGCUUCAGCGGCACUGUAGCGGUACCGUUCCUCCUGGCUGAAGCCAUGUGUGUGGGUCAAGACCAGAACACCGUCAGUCAGCUGAUCGGAACCAUUUUCACCACCGUGGGAGUCACCACCCUGAUCCAGACCACCGUGGGAGUCAGGUUGCCUCUGUUUCAGGCCUCUGCGUUUGCAUUCCUGAUUCCUGCACAAGCAAUUCUCGGUCUGGACCGCUGGAGAUGUCCCAGUGAGGAGGAGAUUUAUGGGAACUGGAGUCUUCCACUCAACACCUCACACAUCUGGCACCCCCGCAUCAGAGAGAUCCAGGGGGCCAUCAUCGUGUCCAGUGUGGUGGAGCUCGUGGUCGGUCUGUGCGGGUUGCCGGGUUUGCUGCUGGAAUACAUCGGCCCGCUCACCAUCACUCCGACCGUGUCACUGAUCGGCCUGUCAGUGUUCAGCACAGCUGCAGACAGAGCCGGGACUCACUGGGGCCUCUCAGCACUGUGUAUGUUGCUCAUUGUGCUUUUCGCUCAGUACCUGAGGGCGACAUCAGUUCCUGUUCCUGUUUACAGGAAGAAGAAAGGACUGACCUCCACCCGAGUCCAGAUCUUCAAGAUGUUUCCCAUCAUCCUCGCCAUCAUGUUGGUCUGGCUGGUUUGCUACAUCCUCACCCUGACCGACAUGUUGCCAAGCAACCCUGAACGCUACGGACACAAGGCCCGGACCGACGCCCGUGGUAACAUCAUGGCUUCAUCACCCUGGUUCAGGAUACCCUAUCCCUGCCAGUGGGGGUUGCCGGUGGUAACGGUUGCUGGGGUGUUGGGGAUGCUGAGUGCCACUCUGGCAGGCAUCGUGGAGUCAAUUGGUGAUUAUUACGCCUGUGCCCGUCUGUCUGGAGCCACACCCCCUCCGGUCCACGCGAUCAACAGGGGAAUCUUCACUGAGGGCUUCUGCUGCAUCAUCGCUGGCCUUUUAGGGACAGGAAACGGCUCCACCUCCUCCAGCCCAAAUAUCGGUGUUCUGGGCAUCACAAAGGUGGGCAGCAGGCGGGUGGUGCAGUACGGAGCAGGCAUCAUGUUCCUGUUGGGAUCAGUAGGAAAGUUCACGGCUUUGUUCGCCUCGCUGCCAGAUCCGAUCCUCGGAGCGCUGUUCUGCACGCUGUUUGGUAUGAUCACAGCCGUCGGUCUGUCCAACCUGCAGCUGGUGGAUUUGAAUUCGUCCAGAAACCUUUUUGUUCUCGGGUUCUCGAUGUUCUUUGGUCUGACUCUGCCCUCGUACCUGGACACACACCCGAAGUCCAUCAGCACAGGUGUUGCAGAACUGGAUCAGAUCCUGACGGUUCUUCUGUCCACUGAGAUGUUCGUUGGAGGUUUUAUAGCUUUCUGCCUUGACAACACAAUACCAGGUUCCCGACAGGAGCGGGGUCUGGUCGAGUGGAGAUCUUCAUCCUCAUCUUCCUCCUCCUAUGACCUUCCUCUGGGGAUGGGCGUGAUCAGGCGGACUCGCUGGCUGCAACGGUUUCCCAUCAGCCCCUCCUUCAGGGGUUGGCGGGCGUCUGACAACCUGCCCCCACCUGUGGAGGAGGACGAGGUGGAUGAGGGAGGAAGAGUAGGAGGGGAGGACGUAGAGGGAAAGGAAGCUGCUGACAUCAACCUGCCCAGUACCAAGAUCCCUGUGGCACGCCAGACCUCUGCAGAGCAGUUACAUCAACAGGAAAUGAUUUUAAUGAUGACCACAUGAAUGUAAAUCUAUUGUACAAUAUUUAGUAUUUAUCACAUUUUUAUAUUUGUGCAGUUUGUGCUAAAUGUUUAAACUUAUAGAACUUAAUUUUGUAUCAAUAUUUUGUAUUUUGAAAAGCUGUAAUUAUAUUCAUCAUUUAAUGUUAUGAUGUGAUUAUAUUGUGUUCUUAGACCAAACUGGCAGUUUCUCUUAUGAAAGACAAAAAACAAACAAAAUAAAGUAAAUUUCACUCUUUA